Molecule: messenger RNA, 1929 nt
Organism: Cylindrotheca closterium
Lineage: Eukaryota; Bacillariophyta; Bacillariophyceae; Bacillariales; Bacillariaceae
Source: the annotation of a GenBank genome assembly
AUGAAAACUGAUAACGAUGCCAAUGAUCAACAGCCCAAUCCAGUUCAUCGACCUUCUCAUAUGGAAAAUGAACUAUCGUAUUUCGAAGUUGCACCGACAAGUCACGAUUCAUCAAUUUCAUUGCAGAAUCAUACGAUGAAGCAGAGGGGUAAGGCGUCGCCUCCAUCAAACUCAGGAACCACUUCAGCCAGUACUGGGACGCCCUCAAGCUAUGGUGGAGUUUCAUCUGGAGACUAUUUGCACAUCAAACGAACAACACCCUCUCCACCUCUGCCGCGUCAUACAGAUACAUCGCAAGCAGACCAAACGUGGUCAGCUGCAGUUCCAGACUAUCCUCCACCGCCUUUAGAACAUUUACCGCAACUUGCUGGCAAGAAAUGCAGUUCAAGCACGUAUCCGUCAGCUAUCAAACUGUUGGUGUCAAACAAUGUAGCAGGAUCAAUCAUUGGCAGAGCAGGGCAAACAAUUUCUGAAAUGCAAACUCAGUCAUCUGCUCGGAUAAAACUGAGUCAAACUGGUGACUACUAUCCAGGGACACAAGAUCGCGUUUGUCUAGUGCAGGGGAAACUGGAAACUGUGAAGAGUGCUAUUGGAAUACUCCUGAAACGAUUUCAUAAGCUGCAGGAACAGCAACAUUCCCAGCAGGUCUCGUGCUUUCCACAGAAAGGAGAGGAUGAUGGCCAGAAAACUGAGUUUGAAUUUAUCGUCCGACUGCUAGUGCCUAGCUCAUGUUGCGGGAUGAUAAUAGGAAAAGGGGGAGCAAAUAUCAAGCGAAUGGAGGAAACAUCCGGCGUUUCAUCCAUACGACUAUCACCAAAAGACACCCCAGAUCAAAGUCCUUCCGCAGCCUCUGUGGUUGCAGGGACAUUGGAGCGCGUUGUCACGCUGACUGGGCCUUCACUUGAGAGCUGCUUAGACUGUUUGUGCAGCGUUAUCGACUGCAUGACAAUGCACCAAGACAUUUCUCGUUACACAAAUAUGACGACAAGUUAUACAAGAGUUGUUCAUCCUACUUCGUUCAACCCGACAACUCCAGCAGGGCGACCUGUGCUGCUGAAUCCUGGAGAGGGUGUUGUUUGGGAAGGUUCAGAACAAUUUGGUCCGUUCGUUCCCGGGAGAUCAAAUUCGUCACCAGAUCUGUUGGGACAGAUGAUAUGGGAUCAACGAGGCCAUCUCCAGCGGUUACCAAACGAAUCACCUAGGGGGGAGCCUCUGCAACAUUACAAUUCUUUCUUCGAAGGCCCACCGACCUACACGCAUGAGAUGACGCCUAUAAUGCCUCCUCAAAUACGCGGACCUCCAGGGGAUACAGGUUCAACAUCAAUGUAUCUUCCUUCGCCUCCAGCGUUGAACCAAAUAGAUGAUACUGCAUUACAGCAUAGCUCAUCAAGCCCAGACGUUGCUUCGCAACUGCGAGACUCAUUGCAAAUUUCAAGCAGUCUACCUCAAACCCCGGCCAGCUACGCUCAGUUUCCUCAUCAAAUGCCUCAGCAAACUCCACAUGGUUUCACAGCUCAAAUCUUGGUUCCAGACACGAUGAUUGGAUCAAUCCUUGGUCGAGGAGGCAGAACUCUGAACGAGUUACAAGUGCAUUCAAAUACUCGGAUUCGGAUCAGCCAACGUGGAGAGUACAUGCCGGGAACAAGGAAUCGAAUUGUAACCAUUCGAGGGCCAACGUCACAAAGCGUCAGCUUUGCGCAACACUUGAUCAACCAACAGAUGGUCCUUCCUCCUACAGCAAAUUUCUCCCAGGCAGGCUUGUAUCCGUCGCAUGCUACACCACAGCAAGGACAAUUAUCCCUAGUUCCACCACCUUUACCAUCACAUCAAUACGACGCGAACCAAACGCUGUAUGCAACGACACAAGAGCAUGCUUCAAAUCCUGCCCACAAUAUACAGCAAGGCCAUGCCAAACCUGAUUCUCCAUAA